Messenger RNA from Cynoglossus semilaevis (tongue sole), 3046 nucleotides. RefSeq names its product nuclear cap binding protein subunit 1 (gene ncbp1). The record is from RefSeq and is a predicted model, not a curated record. Gene Ontology annotation, molecular function: mRNA binding; RNA cap binding; protein binding. NCBI's taxonomy places the organism in Eukaryota, Metazoa, Chordata, Actinopteri, Pleuronectiformes, Cynoglossidae. Bases 187 to 2574 code for a protein of 795 amino acids. Gene Ontology annotation, biological process: nuclear-transcribed mRNA catabolic process, nonsense-mediated decay; mRNA export from nucleus; regulation of mRNA processing. Gene Ontology annotation, cellular component: nuclear cap binding complex; nucleus. The transcript has 23 exons.
GUGCGAUUUCCGGGUGACCUCGGAAGUGUCUCACUUGAAUUGGACCGCUUUAUUUUUCUUUCCUGGGAAGCGGACAGGCUCAAUCUUGUAAAAACUAUUUCAACCUUCGAAUUGUUUACCUCCUGUUAGAUUUUAUUUAUUUUUUCUUUCGUUCGUGUUUGCAUUCACUCAAAAUUGGUGAGAAACAUGUCCAGGAGGCGACACAGCGACGAGAAUGACGGAGGCCAGGCCCAUAAAAGAAGAAGAACAUCAGAGCCCAUUGAGAUUGAAGACCGUCUGGAGUCUCUGAUAUGUCGUGUCGGGGAGAAGAGUACAUCAUCCCUGGAGAGCAACCUAGAGGGCCUUGCAGGUGUCUUGGAGGCUGAUCUUCCAAAUUACAAAAACAAAAUUUUGCGCAUAUUAUGUGCUGUUGCCCGUCUCCUCCCCGAGAAACUGACCGUCUACACAACGUUAGUCGGUCUUCUCAAUGCCAGAAACUACAACUUUGGAGGCGAGUUUGUGGAGGCCAUGAUUAGGCAGCUCAAGGAGACGUUGAAGAACAACUUGUACAAUGAAGCUGUUUACUUGGUGCGUUUCCUUUCUGACCUGGUCAACUGUCACGUGAUCGCUGCUCCUUCUAUGGUGGCUAUGUUUGAAAACUUUGUCAGUGUUACUCAAGAAGAAGACGUACCUCAGGUUCGGUCAGACUGGUUUGUGUAUGUGGUUCUGUCCUGUCUGCCCUGGGUGGGCAAAGAGUUGUAUGAAAAGAAGGAUGUUGAGAUGGACCGACUCCUCAGCCAGAUUGAAGGCUACCUCAAGAGGAGAGUAAAAACUCAUGUCCAAAUGCUCCAGGUGUGGACUGCAGAGAAGCCACACCCCCAGGAAGAAUACCUAGAUUGUCUUUGGGCUCAGAUCCAGAAGCUAAAGAAAGACCGCUGGCAGGAGCGUCACAUCCUUCGUCCAUACAUCGCCUUCGACAGCGUCCUGUGUGAAGCCCUGCAGCACAAUCUGCCACCCUUUACUCCACCUGGCCACAUGCCGGACGCCCAGUACCCAAUGCCCCGAGUCGUGUUCCGCAUGUUUGACUACACCGAUGCCCCAGAGGGUCCAGUUAUGCCUGGCAGCCACUCAGUGGAGAGGUUUGUCAUUGAAGAGAACCUGCACUGUAUCAUCAAGACCCACUGGAAAGAAAGAAAAACAUGUGCUGCACAGUUACUCAGUUAUCCUGGGAAAAAUAAGAUUCCACUCAACUAUCACAUCGUGGAGGUGAUUUUUGGAGAACUUUUCCAGCUGCCAACCCCUCCGCACAUUGACGUCUUGUACACGACACUGCUUAUUGAACUCUGCAAACUGCAGCCAGGCUCUUUGCCUCAAGUUUUGGCUCAAGCUACAGAGAUGCUUUACAUGAGACUGGACACUAUGAACACGACCUGCAUUGACAGACUUAUUAACUGGUUUUCUCACCAUUUGAGCAACUUCCAAUUCAGAUGGAGCUGGGAUGACUGGGCUGACUGCUUAACAGUGGAUCUAGAGAAACCCAAGCCCAAGUUUGUGAAGGAAGUUCUGGAAAAGAGUAUGAGACUUUCCUACCAUCAGAGGAUCGUGGACAUUGUCCCUCCGACCUUCUCGGUGCUCAUUCCUGCCGAACCCAUCUUUAUCUAUAAAUACCUAGAUGAGACUGCAUCAACAUUACCAGGUUAUCAAUUAUCCAUCACUUUGGGAAAUGCCAUCAAGAACCGAGCGACAAACGAGGAGAUUCUAACCAUCCUUAAAGAAGUUCCCAACCCCAACCAGGAGGAUGAUGAUGAUGAAGGCGAAAGCUUCAACCCUCUGAAGAUCGACGUCUUCCUCCAGACUCUCCUUCACCUUGCCGCCAAAUCCUUCAGCCACUCCUUUAGUGCCCUGGCCAAGUUUCAUGAGAUUUUAAAGACAUUGGCCGACAGUGACGAGGGGAAGCUUCACACGCUUAAAGUGAUUUAUGAAGUGUGGAGGAAUCACCCGCAGAUGAUUGCUGUGUUGGUGGACAAAAUGAUUCGAACACAGAUCGUGGACUGCGCCGCCGUCGCCAACUGGCUCUUCUCUCAGGACAUGGCGCAUGAGUUCACCAGACUGUACAUCUGGGAGAUUCUACACUCGACCAUCAGAAAGAUGAACAAACAUGUCCAGAAGAUCCAGAAGGAGCUGGAGGAGGCGAAGGACAAGCUGGAGAAACAGCAACUUAAGAGGAGGGACAGUGGCGAUGACGAGGACAUGGACAAGAACAGCGAGGACGAGGAUGGUCAGCUUGAGGAGCAAAUCGAGAGGCUCCAGGAGAAGGUGGAGUCUGCCCAGAGUGAACAGAAGAAUCUUUUCCUUGUCAUUUUCCAGCGCUUCAUUAUGUUGUUGACGGAGCAUCUGGUUCGCUGUGAGACGGGCAGCGUAGAUAUAAGCACACCCUGGUAUAAGAAUUGUGUGGAUCGACUGCAGCAGAUCUUCCUCAUGCACCACGUGACCAUCCAGCAGUACAUGGGAACUUUAGAGAAUCUGCUGUUCACCGCAGAGCUGGACCAUCACAUCCUGGCUGUGUACCAACAGUUCUGUGCUCUGCAGCUCUGAGACCUGCACUGAUGAGAGGACGACGAGUGUCUCACCUGCUAAAAACACAAACAUUAGGAACCACCAGCUCUGGCAUUGAGGAUUCUACUCAUUGUAGUGUGUGUGCAUGGGUGAAAAUGUCCAUUGUGCAGGAGUCACUGUUUGUUUUGUUUUGUUUUUUUUCUUACCCCUUAUGUUUAUUUUUUAGCCAGUUUUUCACUCUGUUUGCCCAUUUCUUUUUAAAAUGAUAUAAACUGUCUGAUACAGACUAGGCUGGAGAAUCAAAUUCUAAAUUAGAGAAUUCGAUUUUUUUUUUUUUUUAUGUUUUCAGUGGGUUUACAGCUGGGAAAUGAUUCCAUCAGUCUUUCUUUAGUGCAGCCACAAACGUCUGCUUGGGUUGUCUGUUUCUAAAGAUGAGGACUAUACAGAAAAAAUAACUACCUGACGAGUUGAAAUCACACAAAUCCAGAAAAUAAACAGAUACUUUUUUAAA